Messenger RNA from Hylaeus volcanicus, 2576 nucleotides. RefSeq names its product adenosylhomocysteinase-like 1. Gene Ontology annotation, biological process: L-methionine cycle. The transcript is spliced from 11 exons. Gene Ontology annotation, cellular component: cytosol. Bases 38 to 1636 code for a protein of 532 amino acids. Lineage: Eukaryota; Metazoa; Arthropoda; Insecta; Hymenoptera; Colletidae. The record is from RefSeq and is a predicted model, not a curated record.
CGAAAGCGAGCGAACUAUUCUUGACUUGGAAUCAAAAAUGGCUGACAGCGGGGAUGCCGUCAACAGUACAUCAUCAGGAAAAGCGGCCAGAAAUACUGUUAUCGAUGGACCUGUCACCGAUCCAGCUUCAAAUAAUAAGAGCCUAGAGGCAUCAAAUAAUGCCUUUCACGGCGCGAGAACAAAAUUAGAUUCCAAGUCUGGAGCCUUGAAGAAGUCCAGCCGCUAUCGUAGCCGCUCUUUAUCAGCCAGCAGCACAGAUAGUUACAGCUCUGCUUCUUAUACAGGAAGCUCAUCUGACGAAGACGAUGUUUCUCCACGCGAAAAAAUUCAAAAAACGGAGAAGGGUUUCACCGAUUUUUGCGUACGCAAUAUCAACCAACAUGCGUUUGGUCGAAGAGAAAUAGAAAUAGCGGAACAGGAAAUGCCUGGAAUUAUGGCGCUCCGUAAACGUGCAGCUGACGAUAAGCCAUUGAAGAAUGCUAAAAUUGUGGGGUGCACUCAUAUCAAUGCUCAAACUGCUGUCCUCAUUGAAACAUUAGUACAUCUAGGAGCACAAGUCAGAUGGGCAGCGUGUAACAUAUAUUCUACACAAAAUGAGGUGGCUGCUGCCCUCGCUCACGCUGGUUAUCCAAUUUUUGCUUGGCGCGGUGAAACGGAAGAAGAUUUCUGGUGGUGUAUCGAUAAAUGCGUAGCAGCUGAAAAUUGGCAACCUAAUAUGAUAUUGGAUGAUGGUGGAGAUGCAACACAUUUAAUGCUCAAAAAAUAUAACGCCAUGUUUAAGAUGAUUCAAGGAAUCGUCGAAGAGAGCGUAACAGGUGUACAUAGGUUAUACCAAUUAUCCAAAGCGGGCAAAUUAUCCGUCCCUGCCAUGAAUGUAAACGACAGUGUAACAAAAACGAAGUUUGACAAUCUUUACAGCUGCCGUGAAAGUAUUAUCGAUAGUUUGAAAAGAUCCACAGAUAUUAUGUUUGGUGGAAAGCAAGUUGUAAUUUGUGGCUAUGGUGAAGUUGGUAAAGGCUGCUGUCAAGCUCUUAAAGGCUUGGGAUGUAUUGUUUAUAUAACUGAAAUUGAUCCAAUUUGUGCUUUACAAGCUAGUAUGGAUGGCUUUAGAGUAAUGAAGCUAAACGAAGUUAUCAGAAAUGUUGACAUUGUUAUUACAGCAACGGGCAAUAAAAAUGUAGUUACACGUGAACAUAUGGACAAGAUGAAGAACGGAUGUGUGGUGUGCAAUAUGGGACACAGCAAUACGGAAAUAGACAUUAACAGUUUACGCACGCCCGAUUUAACUUGGGAAAAAGUAAGGUCUCAAGUGGAUCAUGUUAUCUGGCCAGAUGGAAAGCGCAUCGUGUUAUUAGCAGAAGGCCGUUUAGUCAACUUAUCUUGUUCCAGUAUUCCCUCAUUUGUUGUAUCAAUUACAGCUGCUACUCAAGCGUUAGCACUCAUUGAACUUUUUAACGCUCCUCCGGGACGAUAUAAAAGCGACGUUUAUCUACUACCAAAAAAAAUGGAUGAAUACGUGGCGUCACUACAUUUACCGACGUUUGAUGCACAUUUGACGGAGUUAACGGACGAACAAGCAAAAUACAUGGGACUUAAUAAGGCUGGACCUUUUAAGCCUAACUAUUACCGCUAUUAAAAAUAUGGACGAGUGACAUAGCACAGUAUAUGCGAUAUUUGAAACUUUAAGUUUACGAGUAUUAAGAAAGCUGCCACGUUUCAAUAAAUUUCCUUCUAUUAAUUUUGUUUAUCGGAAUCAAUAGAAAUUUUUCAUAAGAUUUCCUGUUAACUUUAACGUGAUACUAAGCUGUUUUAUUGCCGUAAACGAGUAUUUUCCGCGUGUGUCACCAGAAAUAUCGCCUCAACACUGGUUGCAAUAAUCAAUACUAGAAGUUAUAUAAGUGAACAUAUAUGUAUAUUGAGUUAAUUUUCCCGCGUAUAUAAAGGAUUAAUUUAUUAUCUAUGUAAGCAUAAAGUCAGAUGUGCAGUUGAUCAGCCAAGUCGAAGUUGUAGUUUGCCAAAUGCCAAUUUUCAUAGCGAGAAUUUAAACGAAAGUGUGUGGUAAAGAUCUGUACGCGUAAAACAUUUUUUAAUGUCAUAGAUUACGCGAUUAGAAGUUGUCAUUGAGAUUAUCGCGGUCUGUUAAAUACUAUUUUCAGUAAACUGUUAGUUACGAAAAAUACCAAUUUUUCUGGUAUCAUUGAAAAUGUGUACAUAUACAUAGAAAAUUAAAUAUUGCAAAACAUUUGUUGUCAUACGAUCCACUGAAAUGCGUAACAUACAUCUGAUGAAUUAAUGUUCGCAACAAUUACAUCCAAUCAUUGUUCUCAAUUUACUCAUUGAAACAGCAAUUGAUUAUACCUGUAUUUAGUGCCUCCGUUUCUAAGAGGAUGACAGUGUAAACGCCAAUCAUUUCCACUAUGUGUACAUAAUUAUCUAAAACAAACGGAAAACAAUUAGUACGGGUAAAAAUCUUAUCAGAUUGAUCCUUUUAUAAUUGAUCGUACCUCUGUCUCGAUAAAAACUAUCGAUAAUUACAAAUAGAAAACUAAUAAACAUCUAUGAUGCCUUGUACACCA